AUGGACCAAACCCUAAAGAAUCAGUCUUCUUUCACAAACUUUCUUCUCUUGGGAUUCUCAGAGAUUCAUGAGGUGCAGGUUCUACUCUUUACUGUGUUCCUUGUUUACUAUCUGGUAGCAGUUGGAGUAAAUCUUCUUAUCAUCUCUGCGGUAGCUACUGACCAUCACUUACAUAAUCCUAUGCACUUCUUUCUGAUGAACUUGGCUGUACAGGAUGUGGGACAAAUUUCAGUCAUUCUCCCUAAAUCCAUCGCAAAUUCCCUCAUGGACAGUAGACAGAUUUCAUACUCUGGAUGCGUUGCUCAAGUGCUUUUCUAUAUUUUGUUUGCAGCAUCUGAUUUCUUUCUCCUCACAGUUAUGGCAUAUGAUCGAUAUGUUGCUAUUUGUGCUCCAUUGCAGUAUGAGAUGUUGAUGAACAAGCAAGCGUGCCUUCAAAUGAUUGCUAUUGUUUGGAUCAGCAGCUUUCUUUAUGGAGUCUUACAUUCUGCUGGUACCUUUGCAGCCCCCUUUUGCUCCAACAUUGUCAAUCAAUUUUUCUGUGAAAUUCCACAAUUAAUGAAGCUUGCCUGCUCAGACCUGUAUCUAAUUGAAGUUGCAUUUAUGUUGUUAAGUGUUGUGGUUUCAGGAGGGUGUUUUAUUUUCAUCAUUGUGACUUAUGUGUACAUCUUUACAGCAGUGUUGAAAAUUCCUUCCAUGCAGGGAAGGCAUAAAGCCUUAUCCACUUGCCUUCCCCACCUCUUUGUGGUUUCCAUAUUUGUAUUGACAGGAUUUUCUGUUUAUGUCCAGCCCUUUUCUAAUUCUUCCUCAUAUCUUGAAUUGGCAAUGACUAUAUUAUACUCCAUGGUUCCCCCUUUAAUGAACCCAAUAAUCUAUAGCAUGAGGAACGAGAAAAUAAAAAAUGCUCUAUCGAAUAUAUUACAUUUGAGAUACUAUUCUCACUAG
Pogona vitticeps (central bearded dragon) is the source of this 942-nucleotide messenger RNA. RefSeq names its product olfactory receptor 14A16-like. The record is from RefSeq and is a predicted model, not a curated record. Gene Ontology annotation, biological process: G protein-coupled receptor signaling pathway. Lineage: Eukaryota; Metazoa; Chordata; Lepidosauria; Squamata; Agamidae. Gene Ontology annotation, cellular component: membrane. Gene Ontology annotation, molecular function: G protein-coupled receptor activity; olfactory receptor activity.